Messenger RNA from Xenopus laevis (African clawed frog), 1139 nucleotides. RefSeq names its product small integral membrane protein 22 L homeolog (gene smim22.L). The coding region runs from base 181 to 444 and encodes 87 amino acids. The transcript is spliced from 4 exons. Lineage: Eukaryota; Metazoa; Chordata; Amphibia; Anura; Pipidae. The record is from RefSeq and is a predicted model, not a curated record.
UACACACACAUAGUAAUAAUAAUAAUGCAGCUGCCUCCGCUCCUACUGCUCCAGGAAACAGGAAGAGAAAUGCAGCAGAGUCUGUGCAACUACAAACUGAUCACUCAGGGGCCCCGGCACAGAGAGACGCACUACUUACUGCAGGAAAGGUGGGAGAAUAACAGAUAAUAAGCCGAAAAGAUGUCUUCCAACAACAUCCAGCAGCAGUUCCAAGAUCAGUGGAACGAUAUCCUGGGCCGGGUGGCCAAUAAGCAGAUGUUCCAGUCCGACUGGGAUAUUGCAGCCUUCGUCAUCUUCUUUGUGUUUAUAGGUCUGAUCCUGUUGCUGGUGAUCUUGGUCCUGAUCAGAUGUUGCUGCUGCUGUUGCUGUGACUGUGAAUCCCAAGGGCCAAAGAAACAUUACAAGCAAAAAGUUGGCGUUGACAACCCAGCGAUGGAGCCGUAACCCCUCCUUCCUCUUGUGACUGACAGCGCAACGAGCCAAUGGAUGAUCCGGCCAACUGCUGAGAUGAAGCCGUGUUUUUGUUUUUUCACGGUUGAGAUAUAUAAAUUUUAGGGUGGCUGUUGCCAAAAUGACUCCCAUUAGAAGCUUCAAAAUAGACCAAAUAGAUCGACACGCCUUCUAUUAAUCAUUAAAAGCACAAUCUUAUGGCAUGUCAUUUUAAUUUCUAUUUCAUUCAGAUGGAGCCAGAACUGUAGGCAUUAGUAUUGUGGAGAAUAAAGACGGCCACUGGAUCUUUGUUACAGGUGAUGCCUCAAGAUGUUGUGACUGAGGACGUCAUUGCUAAUUCUCCACAAAAGGGCAACUAAAUUCCUUUGGGAAAAUUCUAAACAUUAACUGUUGGAAAGAUCCACAUUUAAACCAUAUUAGGGAGACCCUCUUAAAACGUUGUACUGCAAAACCCUUUAACCCCCUUAUCCUUGGGAUAACCAACGAGUGACCUCCAUUAUUAAUGGCUGCUCUUCAGCCUGCAUGGCAAUGGACUUGUCCUACUUCCCUCUCAAUUCUUUUUGCCAAAUUAUGUACAGGUAGGGGACCUGCUAUCUGGAAUGCUCAGGACCUGGGGUUUUCUGGAUAAGGGAUCUUUCCAUAAUCUUUCAAGUCUACUGGAUAAUCAUGUAAACAUUAAAUAAACCCAA